UGGGCGCAUGGCGGAUUCCGUACUCUUCGAGUUUCUGCACCAGGAGAUGGUGGCGGAGUUUGGGGAUCACGACCCCGACCCCAGCACCCCGGGGGGACAGAGGGUGAACCUGUCAAUCCUGGAGAGCUUGGGCUUCCGUGUUGGCCAGGCCCUGGGUGAGAGACUGCCCCAGGACACGCUGGUCUUCAGGGAGGAGUUAGAUGUCCUCAAGUUCCUGUGCAAAGACCUGUGGGUGGCCGCAUUCCGUAAGCAAAUGGACGGGCUGCGCACCAACCACCAGGGGACCUACGUUCUACAGGACAACAGCUUCCCGCUCCUGCUCCCCAUGGCCUCUGGCCUGCAGUACCGGGAGGAAGCAGCCAAGUUCCUGGCCUUCCCUUGCGGCAUCCUGCGUGGCAGCCUCCACACCCUGGGCUUCAGGAGCUCGGUCACCGCCUCUGUGGCAGCCCUGCCCGCCUGUAAGUUCCAGGUGGUGAUCCAGAAGCCCUGAGGACUCCGGGGAUGCUGAGGCCAGGAUCCCCGAGGCAGCAGAAGCGUGUGCCAGAGGAGGGGCCUGGGGACUCUGGGCAGGCAGGUGGGGCUGCGGUGAUGGAUACAAUAAAGGUUUUACA
Ochotona curzoniae (black-lipped pika) is the source of this 611-nucleotide messenger RNA. It is a transcript of the gene TRAPPC6A, whose product is annotated as trafficking protein particle complex subunit 6A. Gene Ontology annotation, biological process: regulation of GTPase activity; endoplasmic reticulum to Golgi vesicle-mediated transport. The coding region runs from base 8 to 490 and encodes 160 amino acids. NCBI's taxonomy places the organism in Eukaryota, Metazoa, Chordata, Mammalia, Lagomorpha, Ochotonidae. The transcript is spliced from 6 exons. The record is from RefSeq and is a predicted model, not a curated record. Gene Ontology annotation, cellular component: trans-Golgi network; TRAPP complex; cis-Golgi network.